AUGCAGAAGCUCGCCAAGCGGGUCGCCCAGGCCCAGCGCCAGGCCGGUCGCCGUGCGCAGAAGCAGGCACAAAGCGAACACCAGGGCUACAAGCUCCGAAACCGACAGGCCCUACGAGGCGCCGUAACUGAGGUCCGCGAGAACCUCCUCGAUGCGCGCCGCGCCCGUGCGGAGGACUGGGAGAUGGGUCCCAUUGCCCCAAAGCGAGACUUGGGCUUCAACGGCUAUGGCAUGUUUGCCGAGAGCGUCCGAACCGAUUGGUCCAACUAUGGCCUGUAUUCACCACGCCCCGAGGUUGUUCAGAAGAGGUGUGCCUGGGCUGGUGGACCUAAGAUGCUCAAUCUUGAGGUUCAAGACCGUGUGGUUAUCCUGGAUGGCCCCGACAAGGGCAAGAUUGACCGCAUCAGGUCUAUCAACCUGCAGUCUGGCCAUGUGACAUUGGAAACCCACCACCGAGCAAUCUCUGCUGGCAUGUUUGGCAACGACAGCCGUUCUGCGCCCAUGCCCCUUUCGAUUGGCUCAAUUCGUCUCGUAUACCCCAUCACCAACCCCGAGACGGGAGUAACCAAGGAUACCGUCAUCAACCAGCUCAAGGGAAUCCCCCCGAACAUGAAGUCUCCAAACAUGACUCUCGACCGAUGGGAGAACGGAAAGAAGUGGGAUCGUGUGGUUCCCGGCAUCAACGUCGUAAUCCCCUGGCCCGAGGUACAUGUCCCUGAAUAUACGACGCAGGCUGCGGAUACCAUUCGCGAGCAGGUUGAGGAUCGAACCUUCUACUACAGCCUCCUGUCACCUCCCAUGCCCGAACAGGUCCUGGACGAGCUGCGCAACAAGUUUUCCAAGUUCCGAACGCGCCACGAGGGCUGGUAUGUCCAGAAGAGGGAGGCCGACGAGGCGGCCAAGAAGGCCCGACAGGAGUCAGUCUUGUCCAUGCAGACACCUCUGCAGGAGUUCCACGCCAUGCAGCGUGAGCUCCGUGCGGCUCAGGGCGAGCCCGAGCUCACGGACGAGAUGCUGGAGAAGCUUGGUGCUGUCAUUGCCCAAAAGAAGGAGACAGCAUUCAAGAACGCGGGCGUAUCGGAGGUUGUGUCUGCAACACCAGAUUCGACACCACCCUCUUCAGCACCGCAAUGA
Messenger RNA from Ilyonectria robusta, 1134 nucleotides. RefSeq lists its product as uncharacterized. Lineage: Eukaryota; Fungi; Ascomycota; Sordariomycetes; Hypocreales; Nectriaceae. The record is from RefSeq and is a predicted model, not a curated record. Gene Ontology annotation, molecular function: RNA binding. The transcript has 2 exons. Bases 1 to 1134 code for a protein of 377 amino acids.